CAACUUCUUGAACAAAUUCACAUUGCAUUUCUCCGUCAUAAAUUGCACAAAGACGAACUCUUUCCACCGUCGGCUUUUGAAAGCUUGCAAAUUCCAUAGUGGGGUGAGGUCCAUGGAAUCACUCUCAUCAGUAUCUCCGUCCAUGGUGGUUCCUUCGAGUAGCGAUCCCCUUCGUCUUCGACGCCGGCGAAUCGCCGCCUCUUGUCGUCUUAAGCACCAGAGUCGUUUUCCUGGCCUGUCGUCUCUGUUCUCUCCAGACCCACGGAAAUUGAUGCGAGUUUCAUGUAAAAUGGGCGGAGCUGCAGAAGAAAAUGAAGGGAAAGACGACGAUGAUGAAGAAGUUGAAAGGGCGCUCCAAUUUGACGGGACCAUUCCAGGGACAUCUGACGAGUUCGUGAAGCAGGUGUCCUCGCGCGCCUAUGAUAUGCGGAGACAUCUUCAACAGAGUUUCGACUCCAGCAGUUAUGAUGUUUUGGAGGCGAACCCAUGGAGAGAUACUUCUAAGCCUGUUUAUGUGCUAACACAGAAUGAAAACCAGUUGUGUACGAUGAAAACACGUAGAAGUCGCAGUGAAGUUGAAAGGGAGCUUGGCUUGUUGUUCUCUAGUGGAGGAAAAAGGAGGUCUGGAAUUGGGAAUCAAACUAAACAGUCAAAAUCAGGAACUAAGUUCCACAUGCUAGUAGAGGAUAUUAGAGAGGGAGUCCUUGUGUUCGAAGAUGAGAAUGAAGCAGUAAAGUAUUGUGACUUACUACAAGGAGGAGGUCAGGGCUGUGAAGGUGUUGCAGAGAUUGAAGCCUCAUCAGUGUUUGAUCUGUGUCAGAAAAUGAGGGCACUUGCUGUUCUGUUCAGGAGGGGGAGGACUCCUCCACUGCCUCAAAGCCUCCAACAAAACCUCAGGGCUCGUAAGCGAUCCCUUGAAGACCAAGAAGACUUGUUUUGGAAAAUGGGAUUGAUUGAGUUCUUUGCUUCAUUUCCACUAGAUUCUGUUCAUUUCCAAUCACAAGCAGAGCGGGUGAAUUUUAUUAGAUUCCACGCUUUCAGGUCUUCUAUCCUCUAUCCUGAUCAGAGCAGAGUUUCAAAAGAAUUUCAUAUUGACAUACAUUGCUUGGCAAUCUGACUAGAGUUUCUUUAAUUUUUCUGUCAAUUGUAAUUUUGUCUGCAUACCUGGUAAAAUUAUAAUAGGCAUGUGUUCCACAUCAUUUGCUCUUUAUGUUCUUUUCUCAACCAGUUAAAAAUGUGCUUCUCAGACUUGUCAGUGUGUUCCUUGUAUAUACUUGAUUUGAUGACCUUGCAGAAUAUUAUUUUUGAAAUUGCAUUCCAGCUGAUUGUUUUUGUUAGUGAA
Messenger RNA from Tripterygium wilfordii, 1342 nucleotides. RefSeq lists its product as uncharacterized. NCBI's taxonomy places the organism in Eukaryota, Viridiplantae, Streptophyta, Magnoliopsida, Celastrales, Celastraceae. The record is from RefSeq and is a predicted model, not a curated record. The transcript is spliced from 6 exons. Bases 113 to 1117 code for a protein of 334 amino acids.